Messenger RNA from Daphnia magna, 2862 nucleotides. RefSeq names its product WD repeat-containing protein 36. Gene Ontology annotation, cellular component: small-subunit processome; Pwp2p-containing subcomplex of 90S preribosome. Lineage: Eukaryota; Metazoa; Arthropoda; Branchiopoda; Diplostraca; Daphniidae. Gene Ontology annotation, molecular function: protein binding. The transcript is spliced from 10 exons. The record is from RefSeq and is a predicted model, not a curated record. Gene Ontology annotation, biological process: rRNA processing. Bases 98 to 2821 code for a protein of 907 amino acids.
UCGUCUGCUUUUUACACGUGUUUCGACUUGUACUGUUCAUACGUGUUCAGUCUCUUUGUAUUAAGUUUUUCUGAAUAAACUAGAUAUUUCUAAUGAAAUGACGAAUACAGUUGACAAUCGUAGUUUCUUAGAUGCAAGUCGCAUAUUCACUGGACAUCGUGCAUUAGGCCUUGUUAGCAAUCACAUUCCUUUGGUUACAAGAUAUAUUCCUCAAAGGAAAGAGACGCUCAUUGUAACUGUCAUCGGAAACUCUUACCACACAUAUGGGUCAAACAAAUUAAACCUGCUGGGUGUUGGAAUAGCACAUGAAGAUGACAUCACAUGUCUUGCAGGUGACAACUAUCGUGUAUACACAGCCAGUGGUCAUACUAUCAAAGUCUGGAAAAGAAGCACUGAACUUUGCAAUGAGUUUAAGGGGCAUGAAAAAACCAUUCAUCUCAUGUUGCCAUUUGGUCUUCAUCUACUUGCAGUUGAUGAAGCAAAUUAUCUUAAAGUUUGGGACAUAAAUGCAGCAGAAGUCAACUUUGAGCUCAGUUUCAAUCCUGAAACCUUUUGCAUUUCAGCAUUGAUUCAUCCUGUCACAUACAUUAAUAAAAUUUUAUUUGGAAGUACACAAGGUACAAUGCAAUUAUGGAACCUGAAAACUGGUAAAAUGGUUUUUGCAUUCAAUGGAUGGAAAAGCCCAAUCACUAUCUUAGAACAAGCCCCGGCUGUGGAUGUUGUGGCUGUUGGACUUGCGUCAGGAGAGUUGAUAUUGCACAACUUGAAAUUUGAUGAAAAUUUGAUGAAGUUUAAACAAGAAUGGGGGCCAAUUACUGCUCUGACCUUCAGAACUGAUGGUGCCCCUAUUAUGAUCACUGGUAGUAGCCAGGGUCAUCUUGCUAUUUGGGACCUUGAACAGCAAACCCUCGUUCAACAACAUCGAUACGCUCAUCGUGGAGGUGUCACGGGAUUGAAAGCUUUAACCGCAGAGCCCAUUAUAAUUACGUCAUCCCGUGAUAAUUCGUUAAAAAUGUGGAUUUUUGACCAGUCAGACGGUGGUGUGCGAUUACUUCGUGAGCGUGGCGGACAUAAGGCUCCACCCAUCCGGUUGAGAUUUCACGACCAGCUGGGCGAAUGGAUUCUUUCGACUGGAUUAGAUUCCUCCCUGCGAGCAUUCUCAACCGUUGCAGAUCUUCUACAUCGAAACUUGGGUACUGCGCACUAUAACCAAAAGAAAGCUAGGCGAGUAGGUCUAGAAAAGGCUGGCCCUAAAAUGCCACCCAUUAUUACCUUCGCCUCAGAGUCGGUUAGAGAUAAAGAAUGGGAUUCUAUAGCAGCUGUACAUCGACGCCAUUCUAACGUUACGACAUGGUCGUUCCACAGAUCAACAAUGGGCGAACACAGACUAACGCACCAGCGCUUUGUAGAUAAUAUGGCCUUAACUAAAUCAUCUGCAACUUGUGUUACUGUUACGGCGUGUGGAAAUUUUGCGAUUGUCGGAUAUGAUUCCGGUCACAUCGAUCGUUACAAUAUGCAAUCAGGAAUUCAUCGUGCGACAUACCUCCGUCCAGAUACUGAAAAAUCAUCAGAAUUGCCAUUUACCCGUAAUGCCGUUCGAGGGGUGGCAUCAGAUGGUCUUAAUCAGGUAGUUUUGGGAGUUUUUGCUAAUGGUCAGUUAAACACGUGGAACUUCAAGUCUGGAGAAAUUGUGAGAGAAACAAACCUCGAGGUGGCUCCUAGCUUUACUGAAAUUAAUAGACACAGUGGGCUUCUGGCUAUCGCAAUGGAAGAUUUUUCAAUUGCCAUCGUGGAAGUAGAGACGGGCAAAAUUGUUCGCCGGCUUCUUGGACAUGAUGGGCGGUUAACUGACUUGGCGUUCAGUCCGGAUGCUCGUUGGGUGGUAUCGUCCGCCCAGGACUGUAGUAUUCGAACCUGGGAUCUGCCUACUGGAACGUGUAUCGAUUAUUUUCUUGUUCCGAAGUCCUGUGUUUCCAUUACCUUUAGUGCCAAUGGUAGUUUUCUUGCUACAGCACACGUGGACGAUCUUGGCAUUUAUUUGUGGAAUAAUCAGUCACUAUAUACGCAAGUGUCUUUGCGGUCACUGGAAGCAGAUUUCCAACCUAAAGUGGCUCCAUUACCAGGAUCCACUGCAAGGAGUAGCUGUUCCGAAAUCGAAGUUAGUGAAACAAUGGAGGAAGACGAACAGUUUGCAUCUCCGGAACAAAUUUCCGACUCUCUUGUGACUCUUUCAUUACUUCCUGAUUCAAGAUGGAAGAAUCUUCUGAAUCUUGAUGCUGUCAAACGACGCAACAGGCCUAAAGAGCCACCAAAGGUGCAGAAACUUGCUCCUUUUUUCCUCACAAACACCAAUAGCCUUGAAGCGAUAGCAGACAGCCAGAAAGAAUCCGUUUCUCGCAUUUUGGAAUCGUCCAGCACCCCAUUCGCAAUACCCUUAACUCCGUGGGCCGGCAAACUUAACCUUGCAGGGAAGCCAGAAGAAUAUGCAGGUGUCAUAGAAGAGCUCAAAACAAUGGGACCCUCAGCCAUCGAUACCGAAAUUCGUUCCCUCAGUCCUCAUCUGGGAGGAUCAACCCAUCUGUUGUCCCAGUUCUUAACUUCCAUCUCUGUCGUACUGGAAUCUAAGCGUAAUUAUGAAGUCGUUCAAGCCUAUUUAGGGCUUUUUUUAAAGGUUCAUGCUAGUUCUUUGAGCGAAGAGCAUGAGUUGUGUAAACGGGCAGAAAACUUAUCGGGAGUGCUUAAGGACAGCUGGUCAACGCUUCAAUCAAACUUUGAGAAUACUCUUUGUUUGGUCUCAUUCUUUAUGAAUGCUGUCAUCUAAAAAUUGAAAACUUUGAAGAAAAAAUUACCGUGCAGCCAUUA